This is a messenger RNA of Pleurotus ostreatus (oyster mushroom), 1953 nucleotides long. RefSeq lists its product as uncharacterized. The coding region runs from base 1 to 1953 and encodes 650 amino acids. Lineage: Eukaryota; Fungi; Basidiomycota; Agaricomycetes; Agaricales; Pleurotaceae. The transcript is spliced from 3 exons. The record is from RefSeq and is a predicted model, not a curated record.
AUGGCCAACGAUACAGCCCAUCCGGAACUGCAUGCUUUACGCCAGACUUUGAAGGAUAUUUGCAGCCUUGUGUCAGAGUUCCGACCAAUGACUCCCCGCCCACCAAUCAUCGAUACUUCACUGGACUUUGAGCCAACGGAGGAGAGCCAUUGGCUUCAGCCUGAGCAGAUCCCCGGUAUAAGGAAGCUGAGAGACGCCAUUCAGAUGGAUCUGGAGGCAUUAGAGAAAUUCCUCCAGAGCCCAGAGAGCAAGCAUCUACCUGCAUUGUCUACCAAUGCCCCGUAUCUUAUAUCGGUUUGGAACGAACUGCUGUGCGCACCUACCCCGGUCACGGCUGUGAUGAAGACAUUUCAGCCUACCGCCUCAGGAGGAUCGAAUCGCAAGCCUGGUGUACGCCAGAAGCAGAACCCAGUAAAAGUGGACGUAGUAGCCGAUAAUGGGCGGAGAUGGAUUCGCGUCAAUACUAUCAAGAAUUCACGUCUACUUGCUGAAUUCCGUGAAAUCGACUCGUAUGUAACGAGCUCAGAGGACGAAUCCGACGACGAUGCCGCUAAACCAAGUCUAGCUCAGAACGAACUCGAUAAUUCCGUUCUUAGGAUGGGUCGUUCCCUGCUGGACGCUGCAAAAGCCAAUCCCCUUGGUGGAUCAAAUACCUUGCCACGUAUAACCAUGCGCUUGACGCGAUUGGCUUUGUCGCCAACCGCAGACACGGACCCUCGAAUAGCACAAACUGUACGACUACUCGAAGCAAUGGACAUCGAAGUGGAGUUCGGGGAACAAACUGAUGUCAAGUUGCCUCGACCCCGGCCCGAAGACCCCAUCUCCUUCAAACCGACUCCGUUUAUCAACCUCGAUCUGUCAAUUUUGAUCGCCCUUGUGUCCGACCUGACGCACUCGCAUCUGCCAUCGAAUGUUGACGAAGCGGACGAAAGGUUUAUACCUACGCAAAGCUAUCGCGAAUGGAAACAAGAGCGAAAGAAAUUCUUGCAGACCAAAGGACAGAACGGCGAUGACCCCACAGGAAGUAGUUCAGGAGAGUCCAAGCACUCUCGCGCGCUAGCGAACCAGCUCGUCCAAGAAAUGUAUAAAGGCCUUUUUCAGGAGAUGCAUGAACAGCUAUUAAACCCACCUCGCCCACGGGGUGAUCUACAAUUCUGGACCACCCCAGAAGCCCGUGAUCGGUGCAUUCGAAUAAUAUCGAAAAUCGGCGGAGUCAACGAGAAGAGGCGCGCGCAUGCUUUAUUCCCUUCGUCUAACUUCACUUCCACCGAUGUUUCAUCUCUUGAUACUGCAGAAAAGUUGUUCUGGCAAGACUCGCGCUACCCUCCUUCAUUCAUUCCCGUCAUCCCUAUCCACAUCUUCCCUGCGGCCGUCCCCUCCAAGUCCGACGCCAACACUUUUGUGUCGACAUCUAUCCCGAGAGAACUACCUCCAUUCUUCAAGAUACUCAGCCAAACCUGCCGCCACAUUCUGUCACAUGAGACGAUGCCCCAUCCUCGCGCCGUUCCUGAGUAUUUGGGCAUGGAAGAGAUUCAACGCGCCGCAGUCACGAAAGCCAACCCCAAGCUGACCGCGCAUACGGUUGAAAGCUUGCUAUGGGGUGCUGAGUUGGGCUGGACGACUCUUACGGCGAAUAAAUCAAGUGUGAAAGCCAUUAUACGCGAAAUGAAGACUGCAAUAGCUGCCGAUGUGUUACGGCCCGAAGAUUACAACGCUGUGGAAGUGAAGGAGGAUAAAGUGGCCUUGGAUGGUCCCGCGGGUAGUGAAAGUGAUAAGGCCGCUAUAUGGGUAUCUAGCAGCGAAGACAUAGCAGGGGAUCGCAAUGCCAGGGGCACUGGUAAGGAGGUUCAGGAGGUUCAGGGGAACGGCUUGGCGGCCCUUUGGGUGGUCGACCCGAGAAGUCUUGCCGAAGGUAUGCGCUCGGAUUAUUCAGUGCCUUCCCACUCCUCGUAG